AUGUACUUCCUCCUCACCAAUUUGUCCUUAGUGAAUGUGUUUUCCAUCUCUGUCACAACUCCAAAAUUGCUCCAGACUCUUUGGACCCACAGAAACACCAUCUCUUUUUAUGGCUGCAUUACACAGGUGUAUCUCUUCAUAUGGUGUUUGGGAACAGAACUUUUUCUCCUCUCAUUUAUGGCUUUUGACCGUUAUGCUGCUAUUUGCCAUCCUUUGCAGUACACAUUCAUCAUGAGGAAGGAAGUGUGUGUUGGCAUAGCCAGUGGAGUGUGGGUUACUGGGAUAAUCGAUGGUGCUGUUCAUGCUGGACUUAUGCUGAAGCUUUCCUUCUGUAACUCUAACAUAGUCAACCAUUUCUUCUGUGAUGUACCACCACUUUUACAGCUUUCAUGCUCUGACACCACUUUGAAUGAGAUGAUGGCUUUUGUGGCAGAUGUGAUCUUUGGGAUUUGUAGCUGUGGGUUGACCCUAACAUCUUACUUCUUUAUCCUGAGAGCUAUCUUCAGGAUCCGUUCUACUGAAGGGAAGAAGAAAGCUUUCUCCACAUGUUCCUCCCAUCUCAUUAUAAUCAGUUUUUACUUCUCUUCCGUCAUUUACACAUAUAUAAGGCCCAGCUCAAACUACUCUCUAGAGAAAGACAAAUUUGUUUCUCUCCUUUAUUCAGUGGUAACCCCAGUUAGGGAUUUGCAGAAAGGUGUGUUUGAAGAAGAAUUUGAAGAUGUUCUUGGAGUUAGUUCCAAGCCUAAGAGAUCACAAAGGAGAAAAAAGCAGAGCAGUUUGAUGGAGCUGAUCUUCAAAUGA
Messenger RNA from Rhineura floridana, 801 nucleotides. RefSeq names its product olfactory receptor 13G1-like. Gene Ontology annotation, molecular function: olfactory receptor activity; G protein-coupled receptor activity. Gene Ontology annotation, cellular component: membrane. NCBI's taxonomy places the organism in Eukaryota, Metazoa, Chordata, Lepidosauria, Squamata, Rhineuridae. The record is from RefSeq and is a predicted model, not a curated record. The transcript has 2 exons. Gene Ontology annotation, biological process: G protein-coupled receptor signaling pathway. The coding region runs from base 1 to 801 and encodes 266 amino acids.